CUCGAACAUAGGAUUUAAACUUCUGUAGCCUCUCUGGAGCGACAUGACCAAGGAGACUGAGACACUGAUGGUUCUGCAGAACGAGACGUUUAACUACUCACGCUAUCCUGACACUUUUCUUAUGGACUCCUGGAACUACAUGGACAGUGUAGACAUAAGCAAAGCUAAGCCCCGCCCACCCACUGAUGAAGACCUCGCCAGUAUCUCCUUCAUCUACGACACAUGCAAGACUCAAAAAGAUCCAAAAAUGAGUUCCUGUUCACGCGGUGGCCCGAUGUUCAAACAGAUGGAGAGGACAUCCAACGGCUCCUCCCCCGAGCUGACCACUCUAGAAAACUCCGCCCACAUCAUGAAGAUGCUGUCGGAGAGCAUUUCCGCCGACCAAGUUGCCAAGCAAGCAUCGCCGUGCAACAACGGCUACAUCAGGACCGGUGCGGGAGACAGCUACGACAAGCAAGUCAUCAACAAUAUCUUUGAUUCUCUUCUGCUGAACACGCCGCAGAAACCAUGGCAACCCGAAGCCUCCUUCUCGAGUACCGAACAGGUUCUGGGCUACAGCAGUGAGUUCGUAGGUCACCCAAGCCCUGUGUACUCUGACUCAUACUCGACCUCAUCUCCGGAGAGGUACAGGAAUGAUUUCCAGUUCAUCCUGGGAGCGCCACAGGCAUCCCAGAACAGGAAUACGGAGAUGUCCAUGGUGUACCUGAACAAGGGCCAGUUCUACCCCAUCACCCUGCAGGGAAUUGAGAGCAGCACGGGGGUCCCGAGUAAGGUGAAGACAGUAAUCAUGGCAGUUUUUGAGAAUGAGAAGAGCCCAGAAAUGCAACUGAAGUGUUGGAAUCACUGGCACGCACGACAGCCCACCGCUAAGCAGAGGGUCAUCGACAUUGCUGACUACAAAGAAGUGUUCAGUGGCAUCAGCCAUGUAGACGAGGUGGCAUUCAACGCCUUAUCCUUCAUCUGGAACACCAGUGAAGAAGCUAAGGUGUACAUCGGUAUUAAUUCUCUCAGCACGGACUUCUCCUCGCAGAAGGGAGUGAAGGGACUACCGCUCAACCUUCAGAUCGACACCUACGACUUCAGCUCCGGUUCCAACCGCCUCGUUCACCGCGCCGCCUGUCAGGUGAAGGUUUUCUGCGACAAAGGAGCAGAGAGGAAGAUGAGAGACGAAGAAAGGAAAAGGUCGAAGAGGCGGAUGAAGAGUGGCACGGAUUCUAGCAACAGCGGCAACGCCAAGCAGACGGCGGUGUCCAGCUCCGUCGGCAGGGACUGCACGUUCUUCAAGACGCUGGACGAUCACGUGACCCAGCCUGUGCUGUUUAUCCCUGAGACGCAUUACAGCAGCAUGCAGCGCCUGGCGCCCCCUAGCAGUCUGGAGGACACCGAGAGAAAUUCACUGAAGCGUGUGGCGUGUUACUCCGAGUCUGGAGAGCAAUGCGCUCUGCCACCAAGCAAACAGCCUCGCAAAGACGAACAGCAGAGAGUGCUACUCUACGUGCGACAGGAGUCAGAGGAGGUCUUCGAUGCCCUCAUGCUGGAGACGCCCACGCUGAGGGGACUGAGACGAGCGAUUUCAGAAAAGUACAGCUUGCAAGAAGACACCAUUGGGAAAAUCUUCAAGAAGUGCAAGAGAGGGAUAUUCGUGAACAUGGACGACAACAUAAUUGAACACUACAGCAACCACUCUGCCUUCCUCAUCGAGAUUUCCGAGGUCAUGGUCAAUCACUUCCAGGUCACGCUAAUGGAGCUAUAAGUGACCCCUGCCGGUGACAUGAGCUGGAACUGUCGUCGCGCUGCCAAUCAAAAGCACUGCCGCCUCUCGGACUGAUCCCGUCGGACCGCGUCCGUCCAAACGAGGACAACAGAACAUUGCACCCAGCUGCAUGUGUUUACACCUAAAUACGUCAGCUUAGCUGCCUUUGUAGAUACAAUUGAUUCUUCCCAGGAAUGUCUUUAAUUAUUUUUGUUGGCAUACGACAUCAGCAGUUACGAUGCGUCGGACAAAAUUGCAGUGAGCGGAUGCGUUGUAAAUAUGAAUUGUAAAUAUAAAUAAGAUUUAAGGAGCGUUCUCCGGGUGUGUUGCAGCGGCCAUAUACCGUGUGCCUCUGCGCUUCUAGUGAUCGACGUCUGUCUGCUUGAAAAGCCCCGCCCCCUCC
Electrophorus electricus (electric eel) is the source of this 2156-nucleotide messenger RNA. It is a transcript of the gene grhl3, whose product is annotated as grainyhead-like transcription factor 3. The record is from RefSeq and is a predicted model, not a curated record. Gene Ontology annotation, biological process: regulation of transcription by RNA polymerase II. NCBI's taxonomy places the organism in Eukaryota, Metazoa, Chordata, Actinopteri, Gymnotiformes, Gymnotidae. Gene Ontology annotation, cellular component: nucleus. Gene Ontology annotation, molecular function: RNA polymerase II cis-regulatory region sequence-specific DNA binding; DNA-binding transcription activator activity, RNA polymerase II-specific.